Anastrepha obliqua is the source of this 1796-nucleotide messenger RNA. RefSeq names its product protein nanos (gene nanos). NCBI's taxonomy places the organism in Eukaryota, Metazoa, Arthropoda, Insecta, Diptera, Tephritidae. Gene Ontology annotation, molecular function: zinc ion binding; mRNA binding. Gene Ontology annotation, cellular component: perinuclear region of cytoplasm. Gene Ontology annotation, biological process: negative regulation of translation; oogenesis. The record is from RefSeq and is a predicted model, not a curated record. The transcript has 4 exons. The coding region runs from base 342 to 1517 and encodes 391 amino acids.
CAAACAUUCGUAACAAUACGAUUCUUGGAAUUAAAGGAAUACGGAUUUUAAAUAGUGCCUCUUUAACAUUGACAAAGAAAAUUUAAGAUGCAUUGACGUGAAAACAUAAUAACUACGAACAAUCAGUUUUUGGUGAAAUAUAAAAGCUUUCCUUUCAAGCAAUUUGAAAAUUUAAAUUUAUUUGGAACUUUGAAAUUGCUAAAUUAUAAAUACAUACAUAAAUAUAUUUUUUCUGUGUAAAUAUACAGAAAGAGGAGCAACUGCGCACGCACGGACAAAUACUGCAAGAGAUCGGAAAAGGAUUUCUUGUAUUAAAAGCCUUGAAUCUAGAUGUUAAAUACAUGCCGGAAAUGUAUCUGGAUAGUACUAGCACGCUCAGCGGCUCACGAAGUUGCUCAUCCAAGUCUUCAGAAACAAUGUCGCCAGAUAUAAUGAAUGCAUAUAAUGGAAGCGCACAAUUUUUUUCAUCAACACAGAUACCCACUACAAGAGUUUCUUCCAUAACUAUGGUUCAGCCGCGCGCACAAACGCAAGCACAAUGUUAUGGACAUUUUAACGGCUACAACGGGGCAUUAACCCAGCUACCUUACCACCAACAAUAUGGAAUACACGAUGAAAACGUCAAUCAGGGGCUCCAAUGGAAUUCAUAUCGAAUGGCGGACGCCACAUUAGUUCAAAAGCAACCUAAAAACGAAAUAUCUAAAUCCUUGAAAAUGUUUGCCAUGUUGGCAGCAUAUAAAUAUGGGAAAGAUCCUAUAAAACAUGGAAGAGAUUCACCGAUGGAUGAUAUAAUGAAGGAUUUCUAUUGUAAUGGAUACGUAGCAGAUGAGUCGAAUCUCCAUCCUCAGGGAUAUGCUUUAAUGGAAACGUCAUCGCUUUUUCAGCAUGAAUACGGCACUAAUAAAAUCCGUCGCAACAAUAACGACAGCGAAAACAACUUGAAUUAUAAUACAACAAAUUAUGGAACUAAUAAUGGAAGCAAUGCCAAUCUUGUAAUAAAUAGUAAUAAUGAAGCUUUUUUCAAUCAAUGCUAUUUUAAUCCGAAUUUAUGUAUGAUGAAGUCGCUCGUAUCGUCGCCUUUUUUGAGUAGUGGUGCCACAUCUCAUCCACCCCGGCAACAUGCGGCUACUGUUGCUGCAGCGGCCGUGACUGCAGCCGCAACUGCAGCCGCUUCCGCCAACAUCGACUACAAUAGUCAAAACAUUAAGAGGCCGCAGAAACGCUAUGGGAGUGCGAAGUUUGACAAGUUUUCUGCAGUGAAACAUUGUGUUUUCUGCGAAAAUAACAAUGAACCAGAAGCUGUGGUGAGGAGCCAUGCCGUUCGUGAUUCACUCGGACGUGUUCUGUGUCCAAAGCUACGCACUUAUAUAUGUCCGAUUUGUAAGGCCUCUGGAGACAAAGCGCAUACCGUUAAAUAUUGCCCACAAAAACCGAUUAUUACAAUGGAAGACGCAGUGAAAGCAGAAUCUUUACGCCUAGCAAAAAACUUCUACUAUAAGCAAAGAAUGAAAGUAUAGACCGUAAUAUUUAGUAAUUAGAGAAAGCUCGAAGCAAAAAACGUGUAAAUACGUUUUUUUUACGAAGUGUGCGAAAAUUUUUACGGAUUUAGAAUUGAAUAUAAAUCUAAAACAUGGGAAUUCAAUAUUGUUUGAAUUUCUCAAUUAAAUCAAUUAAAUUUUAUAUUUAAUUUCAAUGUUUUUAUAAACGCCUGAGGCGUAUUCGUUUUUAGCAAGUAUAAUGUUUAAGGAUUCGUGCAACGGGAAGAAUGUACGUUCAUCAAUGAAUUAUUGUCUUAA